CUUUUGUGUCAUUUCAGGAUUGCUUUCAGGUUUUCAAACUCAGUAAAAGGAAAAACUGAAAAUGAAGCCAAGGAGCUGAGUAGAAAUGUCAGGGAGAUGAGAUAGAGAUGCUGUGUAGAGGGAGAAAGGACUGGGAGAUCCACCCACUCUUCGGAGGCGCUGAUGUGCUUAGUGAAAUUUCUUGCAACUAUUUACUUUCUUUAAUAUAUCACAGUGAAAAAAAUCAUCCUGUGGAAGAAGAGCUUAAACAAUUCUGCCAAAAACUUCACAACAAAGUCUUCAAGUUUCCAAAAUAUGAUGGAAAAUAUUCUUCGGGACAAGGCUGCUGGGAUCAGAAGAAGCAAGGAAAGAGAGCGCAGCAAACGGCUCUCCCUUCCCACACCGCAUUAUCUGCAGAGCGGGUGCGAACCACUGCCGGGCUCUGCUACCAUGGCGCAGGUGCAGCUCAAAGCCUGGCUGAUCCUGUAUGCAUUUGCUGGAUUCCAGAGGCUGACAGAUGAGCAUCUUUACAGCAGGGAUGGUGCCGGGGCGAACGUACAUCAUCGCCGGCCGGAGGACGCCGCCGUGCUGUUAGAGAUGCUCUGGGCAGGGCUGCACAUUGAGGCCAACACGACAGUGCGGCUGCAGGACGAAGAGCUGGCCUCCCUGCGCCCAGCGCGGCGGUUCCUCCAGAUUUUAGAGAAUGAAGUUCCCAGAACACCAACAGAGAUUGAGCAGCAACUGAAAUAUUACUCACUGACUGAUACCCCUUUACCUGUGAUGGAGUUUGACCGUCUCCUUUUCACCAGUGUUUACUGUGCCUACCAGAUUCGAUCCAUUCAAGGUCUGGAUAAAAAUCUCUGGAUCACUCUUUUUUCUCAGCUAGUUGAUGAAAUCUUUCGUGAUCUCUGCAAGGGGUUUUGCCCUGCAAAUUCCACCCUCCUCUUGGCUUCCUGGCCCUGGAAGGAGAAGCCGCUACAUUUAGCAUCGCUAAAGCAGUUCUAUCGUUCCAACCUGGCCAGGACCAAGAGAGACACUUACUAGGAGAAACUGCUCUAGCAAAGGACACGUCUGAGUUCAGCUGCAAGCUCAGUUGUUUUCAAUGCUAGCAAUCAUCCCACACGAUGCAGGCCGCUGUGCAAGUGCACCAGCCCUUCCUGGUACUGCUUUCUGCAUUAUGCUGCCAACCUUCUAGGGAUUUAUGCACGGGCUUUCAUUUCUAAACUAAAUAGGACAAAGCUGCAAAGUGUAUUUCACCCUUUCAUCUGUGCUGUUGAAGUGAGGCUGGGUUCUUUAGAAGUGUUACCCAGCUCGAUCCCUGACGCUUACAAGGGGGAUGUCCUGGCAUCGUUUUCUCCAGGGUGUUAGCACUGGUGUACCGGCUGAAUUCAUCCUCCAUAAUUCAAGUUUGCCUCCUCAUAAUCAGCCUGUGGUUUCAGCUGAUUGCAGUAUUUUUUCUUCUCUCCAGGAAGCAACUCAGUAGAUGCUGGUGUGUUUCACCACAAAGAUGACAUAUUUUAUUUCAGAUUUCUGCUCAUGUGACAUCACAUUUUAUGCACCUACAGUAAUUUCCCAUAUUGUGUAUUCACUUUCCUUAACAAAAACCAAACAACUCCCCUCCCCAAAUGUAUGUAUUCUGUAAAGCUUUCUGGUAGACAUAUAUAACAUUCACAUAUAUCUACUGCUUUGUAUCAGUUAUAAGUUUGGGGCACACUUCCUUAUGUCUCAUUUAAAUUCCUAAGGAUCAUGACCUAGUUAUUGCAACUUCAGAUUUUACCUCUUCUCUGAAGUCUUUUUGUACAGCUAUGGCACUUUACAAGCCAAGUAUAAUAAAUAUACAAUAUCUAUCCUCAAAAA
Molecule: messenger RNA, 1836 nt
Organism: Rhea pennata
Lineage: Eukaryota; Metazoa; Chordata; Aves; Rheiformes; Rheidae
Gene: FAM180B
Product: family with sequence similarity 180 member B
Exons: 4
Coding region: 295-1023 (242 amino acids)
Source: RefSeq, a predicted model, not a curated record